AUGGCCGGUGACAUAGCUAUGGAUGACGAGUUGAUUGAGUGUGGGGAGGAGACGUACGCUGCGGAUGUGCGGAGUGGUGGAGGGCAGUCGGCUGGAACCGGUUUGCGACAAACGGGGGAGGGGAUGUGGCGAACUGGUUCGGAUGGGAGGAGUAUUGGUUGUAGCGAAAGGAAUAGUGUGGAGAAUGUGCAUGGGGUGGGAGAAGGAGGGGGUAAGGGCGGUGGGCAAGGUUGGCAGGAAGCAUUAAUUGGAGAGGUUGGUAGAGGGGAGGGCGGUGGACGUGGUAGGCAGCAUGCUUUGGAUGAAGAAAUUGGAAGAGGGGAGGGCGGUGGGCGUGGUAGGCAUCAUGUGUUGGUUGGAGAAAUUGGUAGGGGGGAGGGCGAUGAUGUAGGCAGUUUAGGUGGAAGGGGGAUGGGUAGGCAGCGAGGGAGGGGGGAGGGGGCGGCAGUACGGCAGCCGGGGGUGGGGGUGGUGGAUGUUGCGGGGUUAACGGAUAGGUGGGCGGAUUAG
Molecule: messenger RNA, 510 nt
Organism: Ipomoea nil (Japanese morning glory)
Lineage: Eukaryota; Viridiplantae; Streptophyta; Magnoliopsida; Solanales; Convolvulaceae
Product: glycine-rich cell wall structural protein 1.8-like
Exons: 1
Coding region: 1-510 (169 amino acids)
Source: RefSeq, a predicted model, not a curated record